This is a messenger RNA of Erigeron canadensis, 3622 nucleotides long. Its product is annotated as peroxisome biogenesis protein 1. Gene Ontology annotation, molecular function: ATP hydrolysis activity; ATP binding. The record is from RefSeq and is a predicted model, not a curated record. Bases 35 to 3349 code for a protein of 1104 amino acids. The transcript is spliced from 17 exons. Gene Ontology annotation, cellular component: peroxisome; cytosol; peroxisomal membrane. Lineage: Eukaryota; Viridiplantae; Streptophyta; Magnoliopsida; Asterales; Asteraceae. Gene Ontology annotation, biological process: protein import into peroxisome matrix.
AUCAGAGCAUAUCGCAAAAUUGCGGGUGUGGAAAAUGGAGAUGGAAGUAAGAUCAGUUGCAGGAAUUCAAGGUUGUUACGUUUCAUUGCCAUUUCAUUUUAUUCAAACACUCCUCCAAUCUACUUCUUCUUCUUUUAUAGCUCUUGAACUUCGUUCACUUGCUAAUCCUGAUGACUUCUGGUAUGUCGCCUGGUCUGGCUCUUCCUCUUCUUCCUCUUCCGCUAUUCAGAUUGCUCAACAAUUUGCAGAAUGUAUUCGUCUGCCGGAUCAUACAAUUGUUAGAGUACGUGCCAUUCCUAAUCUUCCAAAAGCCAUCAGUGUGAUGAUAGAACCUGAUACCGAAGAUGAUUGGGAAGUUCUAGAGCUAAAUGCAGAGCAUGCAGAGGCAGCUAUUUUAAAGCAGGUAGGAAUUGUCCAUGAUGGAAUGAGAUUUCCUUUGUGGUUGCAUGGGCAUAAAACUGUUACAUUUUCUGUACUCUCAACUGAUCCCAAGGAACCAAUGGUGCAACUUGUGCCGGGGACAGAAGUCUCUGUUGCUCCUAAGAGACGCAGAAAAACCGGAAACUCCAUUGUAAAGGCAUUACUACGUAUUCAAGACGGUGACAACAGAUUUCUUCAGAAAUGUCAAGUCAAUGACACUGAGAUGGGGAUGAUACUCACUUCUGCUGCCUUUAUUCAUCCAGAAACAGCUGAGUUUUUUUCAUUAGAUUCUCUUCAAACUAUAGUUUUAGAGACAAGGUUGGUUCAAAAGGAAAGCAAGUUAAAUCAUGAAAAUUCAACUCUAAAAGAAGUUAAUAAGGGAAAUCCAUUUGACAAGGACAGUAGACAGGCUAUUGUUUGUGUUCUGCUUUCAGAUUCUGUGGCUAGAGGACAUGUCAUGAUAGCUCACUCAUUACGGUAUUAUUUGAGAGCGAGCCUACAUUCUUGGGUACAUGUGAAAAGUUGCAAUGUAAUCGUACAAAAAGACGCCCCUUCAUUUCUUCUUUCUCCCUGUCAAUUCAAGUUUCUUGGGAAAAAGCUCGCUGAAAAUGGCGGUUUUGAUAAUCUUAAUGGCCGCAAGAAUCGAGAGCGAGGGAAAAUGUUUUUAAAGACAAACUCGGACACCCAAUCUGACAUGCCUGAUUGGUCAACUCAUGAGAGAAUAAUCACAGUCCUUUCAGAUGAAUCAUCAGAUCAUGAAAAUGAAGAAACCCCUGUCAGCUCCAGUACUAGAACUGGGUUACUACAUCUUCUGCGUGCAUGGAUUCUGGCUCAACAAGAUGCUAUUUUUUCUUUUUCUAAAACAGAAUCAAGUUCUAUUAUUUUGGGAAACAAGACGUUGGUUCACUUUCAGGUUAAAGAUCUUGAAUUUAUAAAACAUGUGAAAAAACAUGAAGUAAGAAAGAGUGGUGAAUCAUCAGUGGAUAUCAUGUACGUUAUGUCAGUUUCUGAAGACACUGUGAAAAGUGGAGUAGCUUACGAGAUUGAAUUUUUGGAAAGACACAAGACAAAAGUAAAUCAGAAAAGCUUAGAUUUUUUUCUACAGAAGUCGUGUUUGGGUGAAGGUUUACCUCUUUAUUCUGUUAAAGAAAGGGCAUCUGAAAAUCGAUCUAAUAUAGAGAUAUCUUCAUUGAGCUGGAUGGGCACAACAGCAGCAGAUGUAACUAAUAGAUUGAUGGUGUUAUUGUCCCCUACCUCUAGCACGUUCCUAAGUACUUAUGAUCUCCCUUUUCCAGGACAUGUGUUGAUCUAUGGACCUCCUGGUUCUGGUAAGACGUUAUUAGCCACAACUGUUGCAAAAACUAUUGAAGAAGAUGAUAGUGUCUUGGCACACAUAGUUUAUGUAAGCUGUUCUAGACUUUCCUCAGAUAAGUCCCAAAAAAUCCAUCAAGCUCUUUCUAGUUACUUAGCUGAAGCAUUGGAUCAUGCUCCUUCUCUUGUGGUACUUGACGAUCUUGAUAGCAUAAUAGCAUCUCAUAAUAACUCAGAAGACCUUCACGCUUCAUCUUCUUCUACAUUGUUAUUAGAAUUUCUCACAGGCAUCUUGGAUGAAUAUGAGGAAAAGUGUAAGAAUUCAUGUGGAGUUGGUCCCAUUGCAUUGAUAGCUUGUGUGCAGACCCUAACUAGUAUUCCACAGGCCUUGAGCUCUUCUGGCAGGUUUGACUUCCAUGUGCAACUGGCUGCUCCUGCAGCUGCUGAACGUGGUGCUUUACUGAAAAAUGAGAUUCAGAAACGUUCUUUAUUAUGUUUUGAUGACAUUUUGGUGGAUGUAGCUUCUUCAUGUGAUGGAUAUGAUGCAUAUGAUCUGGAAAUUUUGGUUGAUAGGUCAGUUCAUGCUGCUACUGGUCGCUUUGUCUCUGGUGGCUUGACUUUUGGGAGUGACAAUAAACCUACUUUGACAAAGGAUGAUUUUCUACAAGCAAUGAAGGGGUUUUUGCCGAUAGCCAUGCGUGAUAUUACUAAGUCUGCUUCCGAGAAGGGCCAUGGAGGCUGGCAGGAUGUUGGUGGUCUAACUGAAAUUCGUAAUUCUAUCAAAGAGAUGAUUGAACUGCCUUCAAAGUUUCCAAUGAUAUUUUCACAAGCUCCUCUACGGAUGAGGUCUAAUGUUCUCUUAUAUGGUCCUCCUGGUUGCGGUAAAACACAUAUUGUUGGUGCUGCUGCUGCUGCAUGUUCACUACGGUUUAUCUCUGUGAAAGGACCCGAGCUGCUGAAUAAAUAUAUCGGUGCUUCUGAGCAAGCGGUACGUGAUAUAUUCUCAAAAGCAGCAGCAGCAGCCCCAUGCCUCCUCUUUUUUGAUGAAUUUGACUCAAUUGCUCCAAAAAGAGGUCAUGACAAUACUGGGGUGACCGAUCGAGUUGUUAAUCAAUUUUUAACAGAGUUAGAUGGCGUUGAAGUGUUAACUGGAGUAUUUGUUUUUGCUGCCACUAGUAGACCUGAUUUACUCGAUGCUGCCUUGCUGCGACCUGGUAGAUUAGAUCGUCUACUUUUCUGCGAUUUUCCGUCACCGCAAGAGAGACUGGAUAUUCUUAUUGUUCUUUCCAGAAAGCUACCAUUGGCUAAAGACGUCAAUUUGGAAACUACAGCUCAAGUGACAGAAGGAUUUAGUGGAGCAGAUCUCCAAGCUCUCUUGUCAGAUGCACAGCUGGCAGCCGUUCAUGAUCAUCUAAACAGUCAAGACGCUCACAAGCCUGGGAUUAUGCCGCUGAUUACUAAUACCCUCUUACAGUCGAUUUCCACCAGUGCACGACCUUCAGUUUCAGAAGCUGAAAAACAGAGAUUAUACAACAUUUAUGGCCAGUUCUUGGAUGCUAAAAGAUCUGCUGCUGCACAGUCGCGGGAAGCUAAAGGGAAAAAAGCAACCCUAGCAUGAGGAUUGGCCAACCACUACUUUAUGUAAUUUGAGGAAAUUCAACAGAUUGAUUUUCAGCUUCAAGGCUUUCAAAUGCAUCAGAAGGGCGACCAACUUUUUAUGCAUAGCGGUAGCUGCCGCCGAAUUAAUCUAAUGGUAUUUCUGUAGGCUUAUAAAGCUGUAAAUUUAAGAUUAUAGAACCCAACUGACAUUUCAAUUAAAUGAGUUAUCUUAGAAUGGAUUAUAACUGCUUGAAAGAUCAUAAUAAGAAGAUGCCUCUAGAAUUUCGGUGUA